This is a messenger RNA of Adineta ricciae, 1566 nucleotides long. The record is from the annotation of a GenBank genome assembly. NCBI's taxonomy places the organism in Eukaryota, Metazoa, Rotifera, Eurotatoria, Adinetida, Adinetidae.
AUGCCUUUUUUCAUUAGAAAACCAAACUCUGAACCAAAAGACAAAAAACGCAAGAAAUUUCUUAAAUCUGAAAAUGCCAAGAAAAAAACGAAAUCCACAUCAUCUGAAUUCACAAAUGGUCAUACAAACAAGAAAUCGAAAAAACAGAAAGACAUUAUAGACGAAAACGAAGAAAUUCCGAGUGAUAGUGAUCUUGACGAAGAUGACGAACAAAACCGUCAGACAAAUGGAACUGUUCGAUUAGAUAAUCUCUUAUUAAACGAAGAAGAUGACGACGACGAUGAAAAUAACGUUCAUGAGCAACGGUUGAAACGUGCGAAAGAAUACAUUGAACAGAUUGCCAAACAAGAAAAAGAACGUGAACUCGAUCGUGAUACUGUUUCCGAACGUCUUCGUGAUGAUGUCCUUGAACAAGCGGGUAAACUUCAUCGUCAAGUUGCUUCAAAUUAUUCUCAACCUGUUCUUCUUCACACAUGUCGUGGCCAUCAACAAAGUGUCACUUGUGUAUGUAUCUCAUAUGAUAACAAAUAUGCAUUCACUGGAUCAAAAGAUUGCAGUAUUAUUAAAUGGUGUUUGUUAACUGGUAAAAAACUUCAUUUGAUACGUCGAAUUGUGAAACCCACUGAAACAAACGAACGAGUACCAAUUGUUGGACAUUACGAUCAUAUUCUUGCAAUUAGUAUUUCAACUGAUGGACAGUUUUUGGUGACAGGAGAUCGUGCAGAUUUGAUUCAGGUAUGGAAUGCACAAACGUGUCAACAUUUGAAGACUCUCCGUGGACAUCAAGGACCGAUUACUGGUUUAGCCUUUCGUCGUAAUUCCCAUCAAUUAUUCAGUGCGUCUCAAGAUCGAUCAGUCAAACUUUGGAAUCUAGAUGAAAUGACCUAUGUUGAAACAUUAUUUGGUCAUCAAGAACCAAUUCAAGCAAUUGAUGCGUUGAUGCGUGAACGAUGUGUUACCGCUGGUGGCCGAGAUGGCUCAUUGAGAUUAUGGAAAAUCGUUGAAGAAUCACAUUUAAUGUUUACUGGACAUAGAGGUUCAAUUGAUUGUGUUGCUUUAAUUAAUGACGAACAUAUGGUUUCUGGCGGUGAUGACGGUGCAAACAUUGCGUAUGUAAAAAUAGAUGAAUGUUUUCACUGCCGAAACCUUAAUAUAUUCAAAUAUACCGAUAAAUGCAUCGCUCUUUGGUCGACAGGCAAACGUCGUCCUCUUUAUAAUCUACCUCGUGCUCACAAAUUUACGUCAUUCGAUCCACUUGUAAUUCCAUCAUCCUUACCUGAUGAUUUUUGGAUCACAGCAUUAGCUUCACUUCGUUACACUGAUUUACUUGCCUCAGGUUCAUUCAAUGGCACAAUUCAAUUAUGGAAAUCAACACCUGAAUUCAACCAUUUGAUCCCUCUUUUUACAAUAUCACAAGUUGGUUUUGUUAAUGAUCUUAAAUUUUCUUCCGAUGGAAGUUAUCUAGUUGCCGGCAUCGGUCAAGAACACCGACUUGGUCGAUGGUGGACAGUGAAAUCAGCUAAAAAUUCUGUUCUGAUUUAUAAACUCGAUAAAAAUACGAACUAG